AAUAGGUGGUUGAGGCGGAGACUCUGACAGAGAUAUUCCGAGACAAUCCUCAUCUGUGUUGCAAGGUGACCGAGACUGAAGUCCAGUAUUUCAUCAACUGCAUUGAGAAGAAACGACACGUGAAGUUCCUCCAGUUCCUCCAGACUGUGGUCCAGGGAGCCGGCAAGGGUCAACAGGGCAAAGGUCAACAGAGCAAGAUACAAGACAUGGUCAUGAACGAGUUGGCUAAUGCUGGAGACGAGGUUCUCCUCUUCUACAACGACAACUCCUUCAACACACUUGUGGGAUUGAUGAAAAUGGACGGCUCACUGUCAGAGGAUCUGCUGUACCAUAUAAACCUGGUGGACCUUCUCAGUGUGUGUACUGAGGGCAGGAACGUGACGACAGAGAUCAAAUGUCACUCUCUCCUGCCAAUGGACGAGGUAGUCAGAGUCCUGGUUCAUCCCGACUGCAUCCCUCAGGUUAAGAAUGUGUACAUCCGACUGCUGUACAGCUGUUACGUGGACUGUGGACUGGACAAUAAGGAGACUUUUGCAAAAGACCACAUGUGGAGUCUGUUUAACUCCUGUUGCACUGACAUUACCAAGAUUGUGAAGGCAGGACCACUGACCCCGGUAGACCCUGACUUGAAGACUUACGUCACUGUCCACAUACCAACGGUCAUGUACACCUUCUUUGAGUCCGGUCAGAUCUCCGCCCUCCUCAAAGUACAGGCUCACAGAGAGACUCUGCAGGAUCUGGUGGAGAGGAUGUAUGCUCUGUUCAUGAGUCGGUUUGUACAGGAACAGGAGAGUGACAGCCUGAGAGAGACACUUGAUCGCUGCAUCAAACUUCUCCACAAAUGCUGUAAAGAGGAGGUGAUUGUUCUACCUGGAAAACUGAGUGACAACAUCCAAGCCAUGUCCACAUCGAGAGGGGCAAGAACGAAAGGGCUGCUGUGGAAGAACAGGGUGUUGGAGAAGAAGAAAGCAACGCAGCUUAACCUGACUGGACCUCAGGAUAACAUCAACAGAACUAUCAUAGAUGGAGCCACCAACGUGAUGGCUCACCUUGGAGAGCAGUGGCAGAGUCUGACUCUGGCCGAGCAGAGUGUUCUGGUGGACAUCUUCCACUCUCCACAGUCCCUCUUCACCUUUGACAGCAAACCCUACCACAAGGCCAUGAACACCUUCUGCAAGAGUCUAAUAGAGCACAUGGACAGUGAGGUAUUUGCAAGUGAUGAGGAGCUGAGUGUCUAUGUCCUCAGGAACUUCAGAGGAAUGCUUGAAAAGAGAGUCGAUCUUGACGAGAGUGGUGUUCAGCUGAGGGUGAAGUUACUGAGAACCUACUGCAAUGUUGAAAUUUCUCUUCUACCUGUAGAGGAUACUUCACCUGAGGUUCUUAAUCUGGUGGCCAUACAAAACAAACUGAAGGACUAUGGCAUGGCAGAGCUGGUCAUCAAACAGAUAAUGACUAGUCCUCCGGCUCCAGUGUUUCUGGAAGCAAUGUUGCUGGGUGUGGCACUUCUGAAUGGUGGCAACAGAACCGUCCAGAGCUCUCUGUGGACGAAACUCAGCGAACCCAGCUCCGAGAAGUUCUUCCAGGAGAUCUACAACCACUUCGAGACCUCUCAGCAGGAGAUAAAGAGCAUGGGUCUUGUGAUACAGCAGGAGGGAGACAUUGUGUACGGUGCCACGGACGGAGGAUCCACUAGUCCUGCCGCUGACCUCUAGUACCGGUGGCCGCAGCAAACCUCUGGUGACUCAGCUGUCCACCCGCGACUUGCAUGACCAGUUGAGUUUUGUGGCCGCCAUGACCAGUACACAGACGUCCCGAUCUCGUCGCCGUGCUUCCGUUGUUAGCUCCUCCCCGGAGAAGGGGCUCGCCAAUCAGCUGAGUGUGGUUGCCGGGGCAAACAUGACCCCAGAACUCCAGUGUAUGAAACCGUUGCUCCGGUUUCUGCAGCUGCUCUGUGAGAACCACCACAGAGAGAUGCAGAACUAUCUUCGACAUCAGACCAACAGCAAGACUCCCUACAACCUCAUAGCAGACACGCUCCACCUCCUGGACUCCAUCUGUGGAGUCAGCACUGGCGGCCUCAUGUUGCUGAGUCUCUAUAUCAACGCCAAUAAUGCCUCUCUCAUCAACCAGUGUCUAGUCACUCUGACUGAGUACUGCCAGGGUCCCUGUCAUGAGAACCAGCGUUGCAUAGCGUCCAAUGAGUCCAGUGGUAUAGACAUCAUGGUCUCCAUCAUUCAGACUGACCUACCAGCUCUGGAGGAGCAGCCAGAACUGGCUCUCGAACUGAAGAGCAGUGCCAGUCAGGCUUUGUUGUCGGUGAUGGAGAGCCACCAGGACAUGGAGAUAGUUGAGAGGAUCUACAUGAAGAUUGGGAACCCCGAGCUAUUGUUGGAUGUGUGCAAGAGAGUGUACACUGCAAGACAAACAACUGACACCAUCUCUGAAGAAGCCUAUGUGGAGGUUGGUCACAAUAUCUACAUCCUGGCCUACCAACUGGCCCAGCACAAGAAGGACCUCAAGAGUGUGUGGACAGACCAUAGCAAAUGGGGAGACAAGGCUAUCAACUACUACACGAAACACACUGCACAAAUAGAGAUUGUUCGCAAGGAUCGAACUCUGGAGAAGAUUGUGUUCCCGGUGCCCCAGGAGUGUCAGUACCUGACAGACCAGUCAAAGGACGACGUGCUACAGCAGACAAAGUGCAACGAGCAAGGCAGCAAAGUGGACCACUUUUUCACCCAAAUUGAGGAUCUCCACAAUGAGAUGAUGUGUCAGCAGGCUUUGGAACAGCAACCUAUUGCAUUUGAUAUUGCACAUCACAUGAGGACCUGGUCCAGCAUCGCGUUCUACCUCGCAAUGUCCAUCAACUUCUUGGUGGCAUUAUUCUACCCCUUUGACAAAGGAAGUGACUACGUUGCUAGUAUAUCGCUGAAGACGUCGCUGUUACUCUGGCUGGUAUUCGGAGCAUGCUGCAUGUCUCUGCUUUAUCUGAGGACUUACUUCAAGCAGGUUCUGGUGCUGGUUGGGAUAUUGGCCAUUGUCAGGGCAGUCAUAACUCUUGGAAUUCAGCCGACUUUCUCAGUUCUCGGCUUUCUCCAGGUGAUGAACAAACUGGUGUUUAUAUUCAGUCUGGUCCUGAAUAAAGGCAUAUUACACAACCGUAAAACGUCUCAAUUUUCUCUCUUCUAUCGUGUGGUGGUCGGAGACAAUGAACUAUUGUACCACUGGUUCUACCUGAGUCUCUGUUUGUUCGGCUGGAUGGUGCACGAGUUUCUAUACUCCUUCCUGCUGUUUGACAUAGUGGCACGUUACGACACCCUGCGUAACGUCAUCAAGAGUGUGACUCGAAACCUCAAGUCCAUUCUCCUCACGGCCAUUUUGGCUCUCAUUCUCAUCUUUCUCUACUCCAUCUUUGGCUACAUCUUCUUCCCUGGGGACUUCCUUAUGCCAACUCACCCUAAUGACCUCCAGUCUUGCACCUCUGAGUCGUGUACAGAGCCUGACAAUGGCUGGGAAGUACACAUGGAGUCCAGUUGUAGCACUCUCUUCAUGUGCAUCAUCACCACACUCAAAGAGGGAGUGAGGGCUGGUGGAGGUAUCAGUGAUGUCCUCAGGAAACCACAUAGUCAGGAGCCAUUGUUUUUCGUCAGAUUUUUGUACGAUUUGUCGUUCUUCUUGAUUGUCAUCAUCAUCAUCAUUCAAAACCUCAUCUUUGGCGUCAUCAUCGACACCUUUGCUGACCUGAGGGCCGAGAAGAACAGAAAAGAGGAGAUGCUGAAAAACACAUGUUUCAUAUGUGGGCUGGAGAGAGUCAAGUUUGAGAACAAAGAGGUGACUUUUGAGGAGCAUAUAAAGCACGAACACAGCCUGUGGCACUACUUGUUUUUCAUUGUCUACAUCAAGACCAAGGAGUCAACUGAGUUCACUGGUCCAGAGAGCUAUGUCAGCGACAUGAUCAAUACAAGUCCACCAGACUUGGAGUGGUUCCCUCGACUUCGCUGUAUGUCUCUGAACACCGAGGAGGCAGAGAACACGGAGCAGAACGAGAUGAAAGAGCUGAGAGACCAACUCAACGACACCAAUCAGGUCGUGAAACAGCUCUCGUCACAACUCAGUGAACUCAGAGACAGAAUGAUGGAGCAUCGUAAGAACCAGCAGAGGAGCUAUGUUCAGAGGAUUCAGCAGCUUGGUAACCUCCACAACAGAACACAGAGCACUCCUCAAACAGCUCCAGGCACUUCCAAUUCUCCCUUUGUUGCUCAGAGACCUGAAUAACGAUGUCUAUGAGUCUAUCUUUCCGCUCAAUGAGAUUUAGUAUAUUAUAAUACGUAAUGCUGUCACCAUUCAUGCCAAAACUCACAAUGUGCAAUUCAUGUGCUGCAGUUGAAUCAUAGCUUUGAACCAGAAACUCUCUCAAACUGCUGCAAAUUAUUUUUAUUUUCUUUUGUACGAUACAACAUAACUUAAUUGUAGAGUUUGUGAGUUUAUGUUGUGCUAAUGGUUUGCUGCCAUUCGAAGAUGAUGCUAUACGAUAUUCAUUGGCAUUGGCAGCUUCAUUGUGUCACUGAUUUAUCCUUUGAUAUUUUAUCACGUGUUUCUUAGUUAUGCAGUGAAUUGUUGAUAUGUGC
Geodia barretti is the source of this 4628-nucleotide messenger RNA. NCBI's taxonomy places the organism in Eukaryota, Metazoa, Porifera, Demospongiae, Tetractinellida, Geodiidae. The record is from the annotation of a GenBank genome assembly.